Messenger RNA from Ceratosolen solmsi marchali, 3109 nucleotides. It is a transcript of the gene Trim9, whose product is annotated as E3 ubiquitin-protein ligase Trim9. Gene Ontology annotation, molecular function: zinc ion binding; protein binding. The record is from RefSeq and is a predicted model, not a curated record. The transcript is spliced from 10 exons. Gene Ontology annotation, biological process: axon guidance. Bases 327 to 2513 code for a protein of 728 amino acids. Gene Ontology annotation, cellular component: neuron projection. NCBI's taxonomy places the organism in Eukaryota, Metazoa, Arthropoda, Insecta, Hymenoptera, Agaonidae.
GCGGCGCAGUCAGUCAAUCCGGUGUCGGUAGUCCGAGCAUCUCCGUCCCGUCGCUCCGCGAGAUCAGCCGAGAACGAACAUGUGAGAGAGGCUGCGCCGAUCGCAUACCUGUGGCGCGGGCGAAACAAGUUGGCGGUUGCGGCGCGCGCGCGCGCGCUCGCUUAUCUCCGUGUCCGAGUGGAGUGCGAGAGUGGCCGGGUAAAAUAGUGCGUCGAGGAGGAGGAAGAGGUCGGGGUCCUGCUGGGCCAACUCUAUAACUGAAAAGCGAAAGGGAUAGGUGGGAAAGGGGGCGAUUUGGCGAGUAGGUCCUCGGAGAGGAUAGAAGAAUGGAGGACGAGUUGCGCUGCCCGGCGUGUAAGAAGCUCCUGAGCGAGCCGGUGCUCCUGCCCUGUUGGCACGCCUUGUGCCUGGGUUGUGCCAUGGGCAUGCAGGCGGUUCCGGAUUCGCCGCCAGAAUCCUCGGGAGACUCGGUUGGCGCGGCCCCGGGCUCCGAUCAGGAGGCCGACAAGCUCUCCAUUCUCUCGGAGACGGACUCGGGCGUCGUCUGCAGUAGUAGUACCUCCACGGGCUCGAGGCCCGGUAGUUACGUCGGCACACCGGGGAACGGAGGCUGCUUCCCGCCCAGCGGCGGUACGCUCUGUCUCUCGUGCCCCGUGUGCCAGAAAACGGUCUUCUUUGACGAGGGUGGUGCUCACAAUCUACCAAAGUACCGGGCAAUGCAGAGGAUCGUCGACAAGUACGUGGAGGCGCGCAACGUCAAGCUCAUGUGCCAGAUGUGCGAGGGCGAGCCCCAGGAGGCGACGGUUGCCUGCGAGCAGUGCGAGGUGCUGUACUGCGAGAGCUGCCGCGAGUCCUGUCACCCCAAGCGCGGCCCCUUGGCCACGCACAAGCUGGGCCCGGCCCAGGGCAGUUGGUCAGGUGGCAUGGGGCCAAUGCAAAAACAGCGAAGCCACCACGAGAACGGUAAUCCGGGCUGCCUGGAGCACGUCGGCGAGACCGUGAGCCUCUAUUGCGCGCUCUGCAAGAUCGCGGCCUGCGGGCUUUGUCUGCGCGACCGGCACACGGCUCAUCCCCACGACGUCCUGCCCUUGGCAGCCGCCUGCAAAGCACAAAAGACGGAGCUCUCGCAGAACCUGCAACAACUGUCGGAGCGGGCGAGGUCCACGACCGAGUUCAUUCAAAGGCUCAAAAGAAUGACGGAUAAAGUGCACGAGGAGUGCAUCUCACUGGAGGAGGAGGUCGAGGAGCGCAUCAAUAGCCUCGUAGCGAUGCUCCAUACUCGCAAAUCCCGGCUGAUCGAGGCUGCGAGGCAGACGCGCGAGGCUCGUGUCCGUCUUCUCCGAGAUCAAGUGUCACGAUGCGCCGGCCACCUCACGACGACGACGGGCCUCCUCACAUUCUGCAUCGAGGCCCUCAAGGAGACCGACAGCGCAGCCUUCCUCCAGAUCGGCGGUAUGCUGUCGAUGCGGGCCGCUACGGCUGCGGGCUCGUGGGGCGCCGCCGAGGGAGUCCAGGAGAUCGCGAGAUUGCCACUCCUGGAUCUCACCCUCGACGAUAAGCCCGUGAGGCGAGCCGUAGAUCAGCUCACGUUCGUGCAGAUGAAGCCCAUGGAGGGUGAGGACCGCUAUCCAACUACAGCCCCGGGAGCGCCGAUCCUCAUACCGGAAGAGUGCAGCGCGGAGAACAACAGCGUGACUGUCGCGUGGCAGGCGCCACAAGGCUGUGGUGUCGGACAGCGGGGACCGGCGGUCGAGGGCUACCUCCUGGAGCUUGACGACGGCUGCGCCGGAGAGUUUCGGGAGGUGUACUGCGGCCGCGAGACGAUUUGCACGGUGGAUGGUCUUCACUUCAAUUCCCUUUACAACGCCCGGGUGCGGGCUUUCAACAGCGCCGGUGAGGGCGAGUACUCCGAGCUAAUAGGCCUGCAGACGGCCGAGGUCGCAUGGUUCUCGUGGGCGAUGAGCACCCCGGGAUUGCCGCAAGAGGUAUCGAUGUCCGAGGAUACGAUGAGCGCUUCCUGCGAGGGAUACGAGCACCGAGUCGUCCUCUCUACCGUUGGCUUCUCUCGAGGACUUCAUUAUUGGGAGUUGACCAUUGACCGAUAUCACAGUGACACCGACCCGGCUUUUGGCAUUGCACGAGCGGACGUGUCACGUGACCAGAUGCUCGGCAAGGACGACCGAGGCUGGAGCAUGUACAUUGACAGGCAGCGCUCGUGGUUCAUGCACGGCGGGAUUCAUGCCCAGCGCACCGAGGGCGGCGUCCAGCAGGGCGCGACCAUCGGCCUCCUCCUUGACCUCGAGAACAGCCAUACUCUACGGUUCUUCGUGAAUGACCAGGCCCAGGGCAGCAUAGCCUUCCGUGACCUCUACGGCGUGUUUUACCCCGCGGUGAGCCUCAACCGCGGUGUCACCGUCACCCUACAUACGGGCCUUGACGUGCCCCGGCACCUCCACGUGCUCAAUCACCAAUUCGAAGAACCCUGCAUCGUCGGGGACGUGCUCCAGAGCUAGGGGUACCUUAACGUCUUGAGGAAGGGCUUGCUCAUACAGCAAGAGCUCCUGCACUUUCCCCUCCACCAGAGUCACGAGCGCUACAAAGAUAUCGGUGAUCUGGGCCAGGUGCAAACGCUUGAGAGGAUCGUCGAGGAGAGUAUUGCAGAUGUCUGCGCUUAAGGGAAAAACUUGUUGAUCGAAGCCCACCUACGCCGUAUAUUUUACAACAAUAAUAGUUAUUUUUUAUUUAUUUUUUUGUUUUGUUUUGUUUUAUUUUGUUUAAAUGACUUUAUUUUUACAAGAAAGGUGGUAUUUUCUCGUAUGUAACGUACAAAAACCUCCAAUGCCAUAUUAUUGAUAUGUAAUAACGCGCACACGAUGAAAUGCUAACUGGGCAUAAUUGUACAGAGAAAAAUACUUUAUAAAGUAAUCGUAAUUUCGAUAACACUUAGGACAUUAGUACUUUUAUUUUUAAUUAUUACUCUCUACCUAUUGUUACAAAAUAUUUAUAUGUUUAGUUUAAGGAACAUACAAUGUUUCACAUCACCCAGCCUUAUUCUUUAAUACCAUCGACACGACCACCACCACCACUACUACUAAUAUCAUCAUCGUCG